Myotis davidii is the source of this 2676-nucleotide messenger RNA. It is a transcript of the gene ASB4, whose product is annotated as ankyrin repeat and SOCS box containing 4. The transcript has 7 exons. The record is from RefSeq and is a predicted model, not a curated record. Lineage: Eukaryota; Metazoa; Chordata; Mammalia; Chiroptera; Vespertilionidae. Gene Ontology annotation, biological process: intracellular signal transduction. Gene Ontology annotation, molecular function: protein binding. The annotation marks the transcript as partial.
GGCCACUCCCGUCCCACUGCCCCAGGGCGUAAAGUACAGGGAUUCUUUUCUCUUUUUCUUCAAGGUUCAAAGUACAGAGAGGGAGCCCGCAGCCGCAGAAUAAAAAUCUUGAAAACCAGGAGCAGAAAGCUAAGAGAACUACUGGGCUUCUCCCAACCCUUCUCCUUCUCUCACACAUGGAAAUCCUUUCAUGGAAAGCCAAGUUAUUGGUUGCCUAGUUAUAAGUUAAAGUCUUCUUGGGCAACAGGCCUGCAUCUCUCUGUCUUGUUUGGUCACGUGGAAUGUCUUUUGGUACUACUGGACCACAAUGCUACAAUCAACUGUAGACCCAAUGGGAAAACUCCUCUUCAUGUGGCUUGUGAAAUGGCCAACUUGGAUUGUGUUAAGAUCCUUUGUGACCAUGGAGCCAAGCUCAAUAGCUACUCCUUAAGUGGACACACAGCUUUACACUUUUGUACAACUCCAAGCUCCAUUCUCUGUGCCAAGCAAUUGGUUUGGAGAGGGGCGAACGUGAACAUGAAGACCAACAACCAGGAUGAAGAGACCCCCUUGCACACAGCUGCCCACUUCGGCCUCUCGGAGCUGGUGGCCUUCUACGUGGAGCAUGGGGCCGUAGUGGACAGUGUGAACGCCCACAUGGAGACGCCCCUGGCUGUCGCCACCUACUGGGCCCUCCGCUUUAAAGAGCAGGAGUACAGCAGGGAGCAUCACCUCGUCUGCCGCAUGCUGCUCGACUACCACGCCGAGGUCAACGCCAGGGACGAUGACUUCAAAUCUCCGCUCCACAAGGCAGCCUGGAACUGUGACCACGUGCUCAUGCACAUGAUGCUGGAAGCGGGCGCUGAGGCCAACCUCAUGGACAUCAAUGGCUGUGCGGCCAUCCAGUACGUGCUGAAGGUCACCUCUGUGCGGCCUGCCGCCCAGCCUGAGAUCUGCUACCAGCUGCUACUGAACCAUGGGGCUGCUCGCAUAUACCCUCCACAGUUCCAUAAGGUGAUACAGGCUUGCCAUUCCUAUCCCAAAGCAAUCGAAGUUGUAGUCAAUGCCUACGAACACAUCAAGUGGACUGUAAAGUGGAAACGGGCUAUCCCUGAUGAUGACUUGGAGAGAUACUGGGAUUUUUACCACUCUCUCUUCACUGUGUGCAGUAACUCUCCAAGGACUCUCAUGCAUUUAUCGAGAUGCGCCAUCCGAAGAACGUUACACAACAGAUGUCACAGAGUAAUUCCUCUGCUUUCCCUUCCAUUGUCAUUGAAAAAGUACUUGCUUUUAGAGCCAGAGGGAAUCAUUUAUUAAGCCUGAUGAGACAGAGGUUCCCAAUCCCAGAUAUUUAAGUGGACUCGCCGGGUAGACACCGUUUACAUAAAUAAAAUGGUACUUGGGUUGAUUAUAACAUUUCAGGGAUUUCAAAACACUUUACAAACACUAUGUCAUGUCAUUGAUCGUAGGGUUUCAUGGUGAGGGGAGAUAAAGAAGCAAAGCAAGAAUGUAUCCAGAAGGUACAGACAGAACAAUAAUAACUAACAGGAUUACUGUAGGUGCUCUUACUAGGUGCCUGAUAUAUUUUUGUAAAAUGUUCCUAUAUUAUCUCAUUUGAAAUGGGACCCAGAGUUUCCUACAACCAAUCUCCCUUAUCAGUGAUAAGUUUACAUUACUGUUCAUUUGGCAAAAUAGCAGGCUUUGUGAUCCGCCUCUUAAUCUUGGCGCCUUUCCCCCACUCCCACUUGGCAGAUUAUUACUGUUGCUGGUUUUGCACACUCCUGUACCCACACCGAACUCCUCACCUUGUUCUUAGCAAAGAAAACAUGUGAACGUAGUCCAAACAGGGAGAUCUUUUAUUCAACUUAGACAUGAAAAACAAAGGCCAGUCCACUUAAUAGUCAGAAAUGGACAUUUCAACACACUCUCACUGAGCCAGAGACUGGAGAUGCAGAGAUGAGCCCGAAGCAAGGACUCCUGCCCUCCAGGAUCUCAACAUUCAGCAGAGGAUCUGGACAUACAAGCAGGGAACUGCAGGGUCAAAGGUCAGGGGCAAGAGUACAGGUGCUGACUCAUUCAUAGUGCUUGCCUUCCAAAGCCAUGUUUCUGACACUAAGUGUGGUUUUCUUUUAAGCAUGAAGAUGGAGUGAAGGGAUUGUGUGACGUGGGGAGGGGAGUGUCUCCUGCUGCUGUGAGUGGAAAUGUAAUCACUUUAAGUUUCUCCACCCAUCUAGGUAUUGUUUUAUUUCAGCAUGAUUUCCUGUUUAAUGUGAAGAGAAAGACUUAAGUUUAUUACAUUGGUCUUUUUAUGUAACAGACUGACAUUUCAGAGCAUUUUUGCUAGAAGGUCAGGAGUGCUUUGCUAGCAAUGGCUGGCUAGAGAAAGCAAAGAAAAAGACUUUUUUUUGAAAAUGAUAGAAGUUUGAAAAUGUUGGAAAGAGAAGUAUGUUAGACAGGCUUGUUAGUUAGUGGUUUGCUGAAAGAGAAAUAUAGAUGAUGGACGUCUGGACCUCAUGGUUUGUGAGGCCAACUUGCUUCUUUUUUUUUUCCUCUUGCUGAUCGCUUAGUAAUGCUUUUUAGAUGUUAGAGCAGAAGUCAUUAAGCACACACAAAUCAGUUUGCCACUUGUGAGCAGGUUUCUUUCAUUUGUGUGGUUCUCCAUCUUAUUUAACUUUAGAUGCUUGAGUUUUGAGUAGA